Molecule: messenger RNA, 621 nt
Organism: Fusarium sp. VM40
Lineage: Eukaryota; Fungi; Ascomycota; Sordariomycetes; Hypocreales; Nectriaceae
Source: the annotation of a GenBank genome assembly
AUGGCAAACCGUCAGCAGGCCCGCGACAUGCAAGUCGAGUUCCAGGCUCGCUUCCAAGCCAAGCAGGCUCGCCGCGAGGCCCAAAAGGCCGCCAAACAGGAUCCUAUCCUCAAGAAACAGAUCCAAGAUCUUCUCAAGAAGGGCGAGACUCAAAAGGCAUACCAGAAGGCCAAGAUGCUGCUAUCAAAGCAGGCGCUUGCCCAGCAAAUGGACCAGAUGGCCGACAUGGCUGAGCUCUCCGCUGCCCAGAUUCAGGCCAACAAUUCCAUGAACCGUAUGACCCAGAUGAUGGCUCAAUCAUCACGCACCAUGAAUGUGGCUCAGAAGAGCACCAACCCUGAAAAGACUCUUGUUACCCUCGAACAGUUCAAGCAGCAGAACGAAGAAUACGCAAUGUCCAACGGUAUCUACCAAGAUGCCAUUAGCCAGUCCACCUCUACCCAGGUCGGCGAGGAUGCUGUCCACGAACUUCUCGGCAAGCUGGCUGAUGAUGCUGGACUUGAGCUUAGCAAGGAACUCAACCAAGCGACACCCUCGAACGCCGAACCCCAGCAGACCAAUGAACCCAGCGCUGAGGAGGAAGAUAAGUUGCAGCAGAGACUGCGAGCUCUGCGUGCAUAG